Molecule: messenger RNA, 2980 nt
Organism: Notolabrus celidotus (New Zealand spotty)
Lineage: Eukaryota; Metazoa; Chordata; Actinopteri; Labriformes; Labridae
Biological process (GO): negative regulation of G2/M transition of mitotic cell cycle; negative regulation of cell migration
Molecular function (GO): protein binding
Source: RefSeq, a predicted model, not a curated record
AUCAAAUCAUUGUUGUCAACGCGUUGUUAUGGAGCUGGUGGAGUCUGGUUUGAAUCCUGUUUGAAUCGCAAAACAAUCAAACACUUCCGCCUCUUUCUUUCGUCUCUGUUUUUCGGAAUGUAAAAUAAAUUAUUGAAAUGUCAUCUUUAGACCGACUGGACGCUUUGAGGGAGCUCAACAAAGAUUUAUUCAGCCAGUUGAAGCAGCAGAGAGAGGAACUGGAGCGACUGAGUGGCUACAGUCACAGCCGCAAGAGGGGGAGAGAGGGCGAGGCUGAGGGGACGAGAGACCCCGCAGUGGUCCUGACCGUGUUCUGGGGAGACCGCGGAACUACUAGGGCUGCCCUCGCCAAACCCACUGUGAGGUUUGCGGAUGAAUGUGAGGGACAGCACAACAUUUCAACCCCAUCCUUAACUGGAGGGACCACUAACCAUACAACACCAUCAGACCAUUUCAAAGAAAGUGACAGACUUACUAAAGUCCACAACAGGCUGCAGGAUUCAAGGCCAAGUAGACCCAAGUCCUGUCUAGCGAGUCAAAGCAAGGAACAGAGGGAGGAGCAGAGUCGAGUCUCUUUUCAGUGUGAUGAAAGUGAAGAGAUGUCAGACUCAGGGAGACAUCGUCUGCAGCCCUUACUGGGGUACGACUGGAUUGCAGGAGUCCUGGAUACUGAGGACUCUUUGAUCGAGCGCUCUGACGAGUUCUUCAAUGAUCUGCGCACAUUCCGAUCACUCAAUAAAGAAGAGUGUAUCACCAGCACACAAGCAGAAUUUCCUAAGGAGAACUAUCCAGUCCUGCCACUGCUAACAGACAGAGAUGACCCAGAGGCUAUCACAGAUACUCAUCAGUGUACGUUCUCUUACAGGAUAAACAGCAGGUUGUUCCCUGUCCCACUUCACACUGAAGAGUGCUGCCCAGUGUGUAAAAAGCACAAGUCAUCCCACCCUCACACUGGUGCAGAACCAGCUCUCGUUAGGGUCAGCAUCCCUCGCUCCACCCUCUUGCCUCCUUACAAACACAAAGCUCAUCGCCGAUGCAGUUUUGACCCUUCUGACAGCUUAGGGUUGCCAUCGCACUGUCUGUCUGGUUGGUCAAACAAAGGUCAGAGCUUGCUGCCGCAACCCAGCAGCCUUGACCUGUUAAGCAGCCUGAACAAAAAGAGUUCCCCUGAGGUCCGCUCUCAACCCUACACACCAGAGUCAGAUGGAAAGUGCCAUGACCAAAUGAGAGACUACCUGUCAAAUAAUUUAAACCUGUGCUGCAAGAAAUGUCCCCCUGGAGAGCGACGGAAACAGGAAUGCUCUGAGACUAAUGACACUGUGUGUGAGCCAUGUCCAGCUGGCCAGUACACUGGAGCAAAGAAACUACUCUCCCAAACUGCCCGCACCUGUAACCAGUGCAGAGAAGUAAGUGGCUGCACUUUAAAUCUUCUGACUAAUUCCAAUCAUUUCCCCCCAAUAAAACCAGAUAAAGGCCUGCAGUAUGCCAGAACUGCUCUUCAACCACAAUGUCCAAGUGUAAGUGCCGGGCCCGGGACGUAUUGCAUAAUGGGGUUUGAUGACCCAUACUGUGAAGAAUGCAGCAAAUACAAGAAAUGCAAAGCUGGUUUUGGAGUGUCUGUGCCAGGGUUGAUGGACGGCUGUCUCAAAUGUGAGUGUGUUCAAUGCCCAGAUGUGUUCUCUGAUACAGUCUCUUACACUGACCCCUGUCGGCCUCAUACAAACUGUCAAGGGAAAGCUGUUGACAGAAAAGGCACUGCUACAUCAGACACUGUGUGUGAAUCUGAGCUCCUUACACCCAGAGGGCCUCAAACCUCAACAGAGGAAACUCACACUGAAAGCGUGUUCACAACUGCAAAAACAAUGUUGAACACAGUCGUAGCAGCCUCAGACUCCCAAACCCUACGUGGCAGACAGACUCCCCACCGUAUUUUGCCCUUUCUGUUCCAGGGGCAGUGUUCAACAACUCAACAAAAAGCUCCACCAAGCACAUUGUCCGACGGUGAACUAGCUGCAGUCAUCGUCCCUGUGCUUGGAUUGUCUCUUCUUUCAUCGCUGUCAUGCUGGUGUGCCUUUGUUAAAACAGUCAGGAAGAAAGGUGCUGCAAGUUAUCAUCCAAAAAUAGAUGCGAAUGGAAAUUGUGAGGCAGGUGACAAACAGAUCAAGGACAGUUAUUUGGGAGAAACCCAGCUGACUUCAUUAACAAUAACUUCACCAGAACAGCAGUGUCUGCUGGAGAAAGGGGAAGCCUGCAGUGACCAGAGUCAGUCUAGUACCAAUACUGACUGUUUAACCAGAACAGAUGGCUGCAGCAGCGAAGAGUCCAUUGGUCCUCUGCAGUCCACGGUAUGUCUCAGUCCGCACUCUGCGCUGUCGGAGCCCAUGUCUUUACUCUCCAACACAGAGCUGGAGACCACACAGUCAAGUGUCUUCACACAGGCCUCCUCCUCACAGGCCUCAUCCUCACAGCCCACCGUGACCACCAGUCCCCAGGUCAACGUCAACAUCACAUUCAACAUAGGAAAUAGCUCUGCUGGAAGUGGGACACAGCCUGUUGCGCCUGCAGACUUGUUGCAGACAGACACAGAAAUUCCCUUUGGUGAGGAGGAGUCAUUCAGCAUCCCACAGCAAGAGGCUGGAAAACAAUCUGGUGUCAGUUGAGGAGAGUGAGAAUUCUUGUACAUGAAGAAUCCAUCCAUGAAGGACCAUUUAUUUUCUUAGUGUGUCAAAAACAACAUUAAAAACAAUCUGAUAGGCUACCAGAUGCACUUUCUGGUUAUGGCUUGUUUUAAACAAGUUCAACCAUUAUCUUGUUGCUAUUCUUAGUUAUUAACUGACAGCUUGUGUUCAUAUGUAUAUAGAAAUUACUGUAAAAAAGAUAGGCACUGUAUUUUAGAGAUGUACUUAUUUGCAGCCCCAGGUCUAAUUUUGUGAUAUCAAAUGUAUCUUGUAUAUGUUCCAAAACGUUUUUUAUAUUGAAU